CCUCCCCCUCCAUCUCUGUCAGUAUAAGAUAUGGUCUCCCUUCUCUCUCACUCAGUCACAGCCUCAACACUGGAGCAAAGCUCAACAUCUUCAGAUCAUCUUCUCCCUGUUCACAAGAACUGCUGCAGUCAUGAAUGUAGGUAUCUGUGUGUGUGUUAUCCUGGCUGCUCUGACCAGUGGCUCCCUGAGUCUGCCUUCACAGUUCAUGAGAGCUGAGAGUUCGGCUCUAGUGACAGACAGUCUUCAUCCCUCCUCACCCAACCGCUACCGCCAGGCCCGCUCAGCUCCAGCGCCCCCCUCAGGCCACUUUUCCAGCUACAACCAGGAGGCAGACGCUUCCAACAGCCUGAGUGAGCUCCUGGCCAGACUCAUCUCCAGGAAAGGUUUUCCCUACCAGAGCAGAUCCUCCCUGAGCAGCAGAGCCAGCGGUUUGGCCCCCAGCCACAGGAUAAAGGACAGAGAUUACAUGGGCUGGAUGGACUUUGGAAGACGCAGUGCGGAGGAGUAUGAAUACUCCUCCUAAAGGCUUCAGUUGCUUUCUUCAAACCCUGAAUUAAAAAGUAAAAAGCCCCCCAAAACCAAGCCCUUUUCACACUGCACUUACUGUAACCCAGGACUGACCUGACGAGUUAUAGGAUGAGUUUAGCAUCAUAUCAUAAACAGAGACAAGAAUUACCUCCCAAAGCCAUCUGCACAUUCAAAUUCCAAUUUUAAACUUAAAUUUAAGGAAAAACGUAUGACAAUGUGCCGCAUUUCUGUUACUGUCAGGAAAUCUUCUGAUCAAACCAGCAAUGUGUUUGUCUGUUCAAUCAAUAUGUUCUUACUCCAUACCUGUCUGUAAUUAGAGUGAAGGACAAAUCAUUAAAAAUGGGUCACAAAGACAUUACUCACACAGGAGGGAAUGUGUUUGAGAUGAUUUUCAAGUGGUGGAUAAAUACAGAUUUAGUGCCCUUGUGGAUUUUUUGAUAAAGAGACACGCCACCCAGUGCAACAGUCUGGCACAAAUGAAUGAGCAGACUACGAGUGAUUCAUUCAAUGUUGGUUUUUCGUGGGAUUUGUGACAGUGAGAAAAGUUAUAUAGCUUUUAUUGGUGUAAACAGAUUAAAGACAGAGAUCUGGUACAACACUGAUUAAUGUCAUGUUUUCUACAUUUGAUUUGAAAGGUGAGCGUAAAGCAAAAAAAAAAAAAAUGCACUAAGUCGUUCCUUUCAAUCUAAUCAGAAUCAGAAUCAGAAUCAGAAUUACUUUAUUCAUCCCUGAAGGGAAAUUUUAUUUAAUUUAUCGUCAGAAAAAUAGUAGUGUCUCAGUAGUGAGCUCAGACUUACUCAAAGUAGUGUAAAAAUGUCUAAUUUCACUGACAGUUCAGAAUGUAUGUGGGGUCUUUUAUUGGACCUUAAUGAGCCACUAAGGUGUCUUUGACAAACUGGACCAAAAGUGGGAUUUGAGUCUGUGUCUUGAAUAGGUGUCACAAUGUACUCAGUUAACUACAACCCAGAGACUAGCUUCACUUCUAUUUCACACAAUAAAAAAAGUUAUUUUCACAUCUCACCGUCUGCAGCAGAAGAAAACAGCGUGAUGCAACUUUAAAAGAAAAUCUUUUCAUUUUAGCCACAGUAUGGAGUCAGUUUCUCAACUGAAAAAGAAAAGAAGCUGGAAAGGCAGCAGCAUCUCCUCAGUCUCAGUCCUGUAAGCUGAAUAAAACCUGGGCGAUAACUGUGCAGUGUGAAAAGCACAAAACCUGGAAAGCACGAGGCGUCGUCUAUAUGAGAUGCUUGGGAAACUCUCUGUUAUUGCAUUAUGGACUUCAGACACUUUAAAACCAGGAUUAGAAAUGCAGUAGAUGUUAGAUCUACAGAUUAGAUUUCAGAUGCGCUCUGAGAGGUUGAGUCUCUCAAAAAUAAUGAUAAUGUUACUGCAGAUUUUCAGGCUCAACAGAAGUCCAAAUGCAUUUAUCAGUGGGUUGAUCCCAAGUAUUUCAUGUAGCUGCUGUCUGAGUCCAGUAUGGAAGAGCUUUAUUCAGCACUGGAGCAGAGAACACUAGAUGUGUCUUUACAUGAGCAUUUGGUAAAAAUCUCCUAAGCUUUGUUCAUUACAUGUAAGCCAAGAUAUUAUCAUUGGUGUUGAUUGUGAACAAAACUCAGGCUUUUCCAGGAUUAGCAGAGGGAUUAAUGAGCUGAUUUCCUGAACAGAGAAUAUUUUAAACCUGACAUAAUUCUGAAACAUCUUAUUUUACAGCUAAACUAAACAGAAUUAAUGCCAACCAUCUGUGUCAGUGAUUAAAGCAGGAGAGAGUACCGUGGACCACAACGAUGACGUUGGUAGAUUUGAUCAUAUCAUUUUACAGAAUGCCUCCAGGUGAUCUGAAAGGAAAUGUGACAAAUUCUCUGCCACACUGCUGAAUAGAAAGCUCCCAGCUGUAAAUACAAUAUAAUAAAAUCAAGCUUUUAGUUUGGGAAUAUAAAUGGUCUCCAAAUACAUAAUCAUUUGAUGUGAAUUUGUCUGUAAAACUGAUAUAAAGCAAUAUAAAUGUAUAUGAUUUUUGAUUAAAGGGAAGGUUUGUGUUGA
Messenger RNA from Acanthochromis polyacanthus (spiny chromis), 2565 nucleotides. RefSeq names its product cholecystokinin. The transcript has 4 exons. The coding region runs from base 131 to 523 and encodes 130 amino acids. Lineage: Eukaryota; Metazoa; Chordata; Actinopteri; Pomacentridae. Gene Ontology annotation, biological process: digestion. Gene Ontology annotation, molecular function: neuropeptide hormone activity. Gene Ontology annotation, cellular component: extracellular region; axon. The record is from RefSeq and is a predicted model, not a curated record.